Molecule: messenger RNA, 1039 nt
Organism: Pelagomonas calceolata
Lineage: Eukaryota; Pelagophyceae; Pelagomonadales; Pelagomonadaceae
Source: the annotation of a GenBank genome assembly
CACUAGCUUGCCAUAGUCGGCCUCGCGCGCCUGUCGCAUCGCUGGCGGACAAUUCUGGUUGCUUGGUCUGAUUACGGACGCCUGAGACGGAGCUCUGCCAGCAGCGCUGCCAGUCUGCCUCUCCCAGGCCCUCUCUUUGUCCUCACAGCAUCUCACAGCCUCACUCACCCACCGGAGCGAUCGCGCGCAUCGUCGUGGUACGCAUUCAGUCUCACUCACGACCGCAUCAAUCGCGCGCAGCCUUAUUUCCAAAACUGCAGACUAAAAAACCGCCGCGCCAAAGCAAGUCGUAGAACGCGAUGUUCAAAAAGCGAACGCUCAAGGGCCAGAAGAAGGCGACGGCGCCGAAAGUCGACGCGCCGGCCGAGGACACCGCCGCCGCCUUGGACGACGCCAAAUUCGCCCAGGAGGCGCGCAAGCGUGCGCGCGGCCUCUCGGCCCAGGCACUAGUGGCCCCGAAGCCCACCAAAGCGGAGGAAGCGCCAAAAGAGCCCGCCGCCGACGCAGACGCGCUCGGCGGCCUCGGCCGCGACUUCGGCGCCUCGCACACUGGCGCGUCGGCGGCGGCCGCGGUCCACGAGAAGGCGCUGGAGGAGUAUCUUGCGAAUCAAGAAGCGCCGGCGGAGCCCGCGCCGGCGCCGGCCGCGAGCCGCGACGACGCGCUCUACGCGGUGCCAAAAUUAGAGGGCCUCGAGGACGUUUCGAAAGAUGCGGAACGCGCCUUCGCCAAGGGUGGGACUCACGGAUUCGGCGUGACGGGCACCGCCGAGGUCGAAGUCGAGACGGAUAGCGCGGCGAACGCGCGCCUUUGCGCUGAAGAGGCCGCGAAGCGGCGGCGCGCCGUGAACGCGCUGCCCGUGUCCUCGGCCAUAUUGCCGGAGGAUCGAGAAAGAAUGCUGGAGUUGCCCCCGGAUCAUGAUGAGUCGCUCAUCGGCAAGCGCGGGCCGCACCUCUGGCGCCGCGGCGACCCCGCCGAGGAGCGGCGGAAGGCGCAGCGGCGGGGGCGCGCGGAGCGGUGCAGAUAAAGUGUGAUUAGUUG